AUGGUUUCACAAAAGCGGGCCUUGGAAGAUUCAUCGACAUCACACAAGGCGAAGAAACGCAAAAAUGAAGACAGCGUAAAGCCAAAGGAAAAUCUGCAACCCGCCCAACCCACGAGCUCCCUCCUCAAUGCGGACGAGAUUGACUUUCCAAGAGGCGGGGGGUCGUCGCUGACCGCUUUGGAAGUAAAGACUAUCCGUGCGGAGGCUGCCAAAGAGGCAGAUGCUGAGCUAUUCAAGGAAUCGGCAAAGCCCUCCAAGAAACGCAAAAAGACUACUGAGAAGUCCACGUCCAAGGAGGGAAAAAAGGACAAAAUUCGGAUAGAGCACCUGAACUACAAGCGCCUGAACCCUGGGAUGAAGAUUAUGGGUCAAAUUGUUGGGAUCCUCCCAUUGACCUUGCUUGUAUCUCUUCCAAAUCAACUAUUGGGUCAUAUACCUAUCACCAACAUCUCUCGCGAAUACACGCAGCAGCUUGAGCGAAUGGACGAAGAUGAAGAUAUGGAGGAUUCAGACUCAGAUGGGGAAGAAGACAGGCCCCGACAGACGACACCAGACCUCGGCCAAAUGUUCGCUAUCGGGCAGUAUGUUAGGGCAGUGGUUACGGCGACCUUCCAGGGCGGCGCAAGUGACCCGUCAGGGCUGUACAGGUCGCGGGACGAGUUGGCAAAGUUGUGUAAACGGGUGGAACUAUCGCUUUCGCCUGACCUAGUGAACGAGGGAGUGCGAGUCGAUGAUUUGAAGUCUGGAUUCACUUUGACAGCUGCGGUGAAAAGUGUUGAAGACCAUGGUUACAUCCUAGACCUAGGUAUCCCGAAUGCCGAUGGAUUCCUGUCCUUCAAGGAUGCCAAGGAAGUCGAGGGCAGCUCCAAGCUCGCUGUAGGACAACUCUGCAACGUCACAGUAUCGAAGCUCGCUGCGAACAAGAGGACGUGCACUGUUACCGCUUCGCCUUCAACGUUCACAUCAUCUGCGAUUACGGAAGUCUCCUCCGUUACCUCUAUCAUUCCUGGGUCCUUGGUUCAAGCACUUGUGACCGAUGUCGGCGCCGACGGUGUUAUCCUGCAAAUUCUCGGCUUCUUCGAAGGCUCUGUUGAUCGCAUUCACCUGAGGAGAAGCGGGCCGCCAAAAAUUGGUCAGAAGGUCAAGGGAAGGGUGUUAUACCAAUAUUCGACAGAGCCACCUCGGCUCGCGGUAGCGCUCGCCGAGCACAUUGUCGGCCUCGCCAAUGUUCAGUUAUCGGAUGAAAACCCUGCCUCGACGCAGCGCCUUGAAGAAGCCUAUCCAUUUGGCCAUAUACUGGACUCUGUCAAGGUGGUCAAGGUUGAACCUGAGCGAGGUCUUUUCCUGGAAGUUGCUCCAGGGCAGGAAGGGUUUGCACAUAUUUCACACAUCUCCGACGACCAUCUUCCCAGCGUGUCUCCCACCGGGCCAUGGAAAGUAAAUACCUUGCACAGGGCACGUGUGACGGGAUACCAUUCUUUCGACGGCCUAUUACAACUGUCUUUGAAACCUUCAAUUUUCGAACAAAAAUUCUUGCAACUGGAGGACUUCAAACCCGGCGAGAUUGUCAAGGGCACAAUCAAGAGCGUCUCGGAUUCGGCAAUCUUCGUUUCUCUAUCCGGCAACAUUGACGGUGUCAUCUGGCCCAAUCACUUUGCGGACAUCAGAUUGAAGCACCCCACUCGACGAUUCAAACCCGGUAAUCCUAUCAAAUGCAAAGUGUUAGUUGUCGACUCGGACCGCAAACGUAUAUCCUUGACCGCGAAGAAAACACUACUUGAAUCUGAUCUACCGAUUGUCUCCAAUGUUGGGGAUGUAAAGGUCGGAACUGUCACGCAUGGUGUCAUCUUCAAAGUACUCGAAAAGCACCUGAUGGUCGAAUUCUUCAACAAUCUAAAGGCCUCUGUGUCCGCUAAAGAAGCGAGCGAGUCGCACACUGUCAAGCUUGCUGAUGCAUUCUCGGUUGGAAGAGCUGUCCGUGUUAGGAUACAAUCCGUUGACCGGGAGCAAGGUCGUAUCACUGCGAGCAUCCGGCAAGCAGCCGUGAGCCAGACGCCCGUGGUGGAUGUCAACGUCGUUGAAGAAGGAGAGGCCGUAGGGGGAACUAUCGCGGAAGUUCAUGCUGAACACAUCGUUAUCACAUUGCAACCCACUAAAGUUCGCGCUCUUCUGACCGUCAAGAGUCUAGCCAGCCACCGAAACAUCUCUCCUGCCCAAGUUCACAAACUGGUCAAGCCGGGCGAUUCCAUUGAGGACUUGAUCGUGGCCACGAAGAAUCCAGAGAAAGGCAUCGUCAUCGUCACCACGAAACCCAAACCCAAGGCUGCUGCACCGCUGAAAGGACAGGUGUCACUGGAGACUGUCGCGGUUGGACAGCAAGUAGGCGGUCGUGUUCUUCGACAUACCAAACAGGGCGCCCUGGUUAAGAUCACUUCCAAAAUCAGUGGCAUUCUCCACCCUACCGAUACUGCUGACGAUUACGACGUCGACAAGGCCUUCCCUCCUGUGGACUCGUUGAUUACCGCUUCGGUGGUGCGCGUUGACAAGGACAAGCAGCAGCUUACUCUCUCCACUCGUGAAUCUCGACUCUUGCCGAAUAAGAGUCACGAUGUCACUGACCGGGAGAUAAGCGAGCUCUCGGACCUCCAAGUCGGGGAUACCGUCCGCGGUUUCGUCAAGAACAUUGCAAACCAGGGCCUGUUCGUUACCAUUGGCAGAGGCAUUGACGCUCGUGUUCAGAUCCGCGAACUCUUCGACGAGUAUGUCAAAGACUGGAAACCUCGGUUCAAAGAACGACAGCUGGUCAAAGGCAGAGUUCUGAGCAUCGACGUCGAUAACAACCAAGUGGAGCUAACCUUCAAAUCUGGCGACCUAUCUCGAGAGAAGAAGUCUCUCAAAGACACCGUCAAAGAGGGCCAAAAGAUUAGCGGUGUCAUCAAGCGAAUUGAGCACUAUGGGCUGUUCAUCGAAAUCAAGGGAACAAAGCUGACUGGCCUCUGCCACAAGACUCAGCUCUCUGAUAAUCCGGACGCCGAUGUCGCAGAAGCUCUGCGCCAAUUCAGAGUCGGAGACCUUGUGAAAGCUGCUGUCAUCGCGUCAGAGAAGGGCCGCAUUUCCUUGAGCUUGAAACCUUCCCUCUUUGGUGAAGGCGACUUCGAAGAGGACGAAGAGGAGGACGGCUCCCAAGCUGAGGCCCCGGAGUCGUUUGGAGUCAUCACUGACGAUGAAUCUGAAGGUGAAGAAGAGGGAGAACAUCAAGAAGGGCCUAGUGAUAAGGAUGAGGCAUCCGACAGUGACGACGACGCAAUGCAAGUCGAUUUGGAUGACACCUCUUUGGCCAUGCCAACUCCAUCGGCAACAAAACCUUCGCAAUCCCAACAGCCCUCGACAUCCGCUCCAUCACUGACUCUAUCAGGUGGAUUCCAGUGGUUCGACCAGAAUCAAGAAUCGGGGGAUGAGAGCGAGGCCGACGAAUCUUCUGACGAUGAGCAUGAAGAUGGGUCGAAGAAAAGGAGGAAGAAGAGGAAAAAAGAGAUUCAGCAAGACCUCACGGCCGACAUGCACACCAAGUUGCCGGACUCCAACUCUGAUUUCGAACGUCUUCUCCUUGGCUCACCGAACUUCUCUUACCUCUGGAUCCAGUACAUGUCUUUCCAACUCCAGAUCUCCGAAGUCGACAAGGCACGAGAAAUCGCCAAGAGAGCAAUUCAGACCAUCAACUUCCGCGAAGAACAAGAGCGCCUCAACGUUUGGAUUGCACUUCUCAACUUGGAGAAUGUGUACGGAACGGAGGAGUCGUUGGAGGCCACUUUCAAGGAUGCAGCAAGAGCGAAUGAUUCGAAGACUAUUCAUCUUCGUCUGGCAGCCAUUUUUGACCAAUCCGGCAAGCCCGAGAAAGCGGAACAACAAUUCCAGCGUACUUGCAAGAAAUUCGGCAAGAGUUGCAAGGUCUGGACCCUGUUCAGCGAGCACUACCUAAAACUUGGGAAGUUGGAGGAGUCGAGAAAGUUACUGCCUCGCAGUCUACAAAGUCUCGAAAAGCGAAAGCACCUCAAGACUAUCUCUAGGUUCGCUCAGUUGGAAUACAAGCUAGGCGAGCCUGAGCGCGGCCGAACCCUAUUCGAAGGAAUCGUCGAUUCUCAUCCAAAGCGGUGGGACCUUUGGUCCGUGUACAUCGACAUGGAGGGUGUUCAGCAGAACAUUCCAGCAAUUCGCAACCUUUUCGAGCGCGUUCUUACACUCAAAAUGACCAGUCACAAGGCCAAAUCCUUUUUCAAAAAGUGGCUUGACCUCGAGAAACGUCUUGGAGAUGAUGAAGGCGUCGAGAACGUGAAGCGAAAGGCAGUGGAAUGGACUCAAAAAGCUGCGGCGUCGGAUAACGCAUCAUGA
Molecule: messenger RNA, 4389 nt
Organism: Coprinopsis cinerea okayama7#130
Lineage: Eukaryota; Fungi; Basidiomycota; Agaricomycetes; Agaricales; Psathyrellaceae
Product: U3 snoRNP-associated protein Rrp5
Exons: 14
Coding region: 1-4389 (1462 amino acids)
Biological process (GO): rRNA processing
Cellular component (GO): small-subunit processome; nucleolus
Molecular function (GO): RNA binding; protein binding
Source: RefSeq, a predicted model, not a curated record